AUGGAUAAGAUCCAAAUGACAGACAUUCUUCCCAAGAGGAAAAAGCAGAGAGGGAUGCAAUUUUCAGCACCUGCAAACACCUACAAAAUACAGUUCAAUGACAUCGUCAUUUUUAUUCUGGAGAAGAAAAUGGGAGUGACCAGGCGAAUGUUCUUGAUGGACCUAGCAAGAAGAAAAGGCUUCAGGGUAGAAAACGAGCUAAGUGAUUCGGUCACCCACAUUGUGGCGGAGGAUACUUCUUGUGCUGAAGUACUGCAAUGGCUGCAAAUCCACGGGAUGGGGAACAGUUCAGGAUUCAGGCUCCUUGACAUCUCAUGGUUGACCACCUGCAUGGAGGCUGGGAAGCCAGUGGAUUCAGAGAAGUACCGGCUUCUGGUAAGCUGAGUAUGCCCAACGUGAGAUCAACAGAUUGGGCAACAUGUGACUGAAGAGCAUCCUUCUGCAUCUGUGCAUCCAUUGGACACUUCAUUUCUUGCCACAGUCUCCCAAUAUGCAUGUCAGAGGAGGACAACUUUAAAUAAUUACAACAAAAAAUUCACGGAUGCCUUUGAAAUACUGGCUGAAAACUAUGAGUUCAGAGAAAAUGAAGGACCUUGCCUUGCAUUUAGGAGAGCAGCAUCGGUGCUGAAGUACCUUCCAUUUACUAUAGUGAAAGCAACGGAUAUUGUAGGAUUGCCCUGGAUGGGAGAACAAGUCAAAGGAGUCAUUGAGGAUAUUCUAGAAGAAGGAGAGAGUCCUAGAGUGAAAACUGUGCUAAACUGUGAAUACUACAGAUCAUUUAAGCAAUUUACUUCUGUUUUUGGAGUGGGGCUAAAGACUUCAGAAAAGUGGUACAGGAUGGGUUUGCGGACAUUGGAAGAUGUAAAAGAGGACAAGAGCUUGAAACUGACAAGAAUGCAGAGAGCAGGGUUACUAAACUAUGAAGACCUCAGUAGCUUGGUAUCUAAGGCAGAAGCAGAUUCCGUUGCCGUGAUUGUAAAGGAUACAGUAUUGAGAUUUUCCUCCAGUGCUUUAGUGACUUUGACUGGUGGUUUCAGGAGGGGGAAGAAGAAGGGACAUGAUGUAGACUUUUUGAUUACCAUUCCUGGAGCAAGGCAGGAAGAUGAACUGUUACACCAAGGAUUGCUCUUAUACUAUGACAUUAUUGAAUCGACAUUCGAAAAGACAAAGCUGCCAAGCAGAAAAGUUGAUGCUUUAGAUCAUUUUCAGAAAUGUUUUGCAGUUUUAAAGUUACACAAAGAAAGAGUGGAUUGCCGCAGUUCUGUUGUUUCAGAGGAUUCAGCUGAGGAAGAAGUGAAAGACUGGAAAGCAAUCCGAGUGGAUCUGGUUGUAAGCCCCUUUGAACAGUAUCCAUUUGCUCUGUUAGGAUGGAGUGGAUCCAGGCAAUUUGAACGUGACUUGCGGAGGUAUGCCACCCAUGAAAAGAAAAUGCUGCUGGAUAAUCAUGCUCUAUAUGAUAAAACGAAGAGAAUAUUUCUGAAUGCUGUGAAUGAGGAAGAAAUUUUUGCACACCUUGGCUUGGAUUACAUUGAACCAUGGGAAAGAAAUGCAUAG
Messenger RNA from Gekko japonicus, 1554 nucleotides. It is a transcript of the gene DNTT, whose product is annotated as DNA nucleotidylexotransferase. The transcript is spliced from 12 exons. Gene Ontology annotation, biological process: double-strand break repair via nonhomologous end joining. The record is from RefSeq and is a predicted model, not a curated record. Gene Ontology annotation, cellular component: nucleus. NCBI's taxonomy places the organism in Eukaryota, Metazoa, Chordata, Lepidosauria, Squamata, Gekkonidae. Gene Ontology annotation, molecular function: DNA nucleotidylexotransferase activity; DNA binding; DNA-directed DNA polymerase activity.